Molecule: messenger RNA, 2173 nt
Organism: Pristis pectinata (smalltooth sawfish)
Lineage: Eukaryota; Metazoa; Chordata; Chondrichthyes; Rhinopristiformes; Pristidae
Gene: wnt16
Product: wingless-type MMTV integration site family, member 16
Exons: 4
Coding region: 168-1250 (360 amino acids)
Biological process (GO): canonical Wnt signaling pathway; neuron differentiation; cell fate commitment
Cellular component (GO): extracellular region
Molecular function (GO): cytokine activity; frizzled binding
Source: RefSeq, a predicted model, not a curated record
UCCACCAGCUCAAAAUCCUGCUCUGUAAAGUCCCACGGAAUUACAGAAUGGACAGCGCGUUCAUUCUAAAGAAUAAUCCUCCUAAAAUUGCCGGAAUUUGCGUUUAUUUUCAAUUACAUUAACAACGUGACACCCUCGCGUGGCGAAAGCUAAUAAAUGAUUCGGUCAUGGAGAGAGGGGCUUCUUUUGGAUUAUACCGGUGUUGUGUGUUAUUCGCGGUAAUUCUGACAGUAUUUCCAUGCUACUGUCAAGGAAAUUGGAUGUGGCUGGGAUCUGCAGCCAGUGGAGUUACGGAGAAGAUGGGAUGUCUAGGUUUGCCUCUUUCAAACAAACAGAAAGAUCUAUGCAAAAGGAAACCCAGCCUUUUGCCAGCCAUUAAAGAAGGAGCGCGCAUUAGUAUCUACGAGUGCCAAAGUCAGUUUAAACACGAAAGGUGGAAUUGCUCUAUCACUAAUGAUUACUCUGUGUUUGGCUAUGAGCUAACCAGUGGUACUAAGGAGAGCGCCUUCAUCCAGGCGGUGAUGGCGGCGGGGCUGGUGCACUCGGUGACGCGCGCCUGCAGCGCGGGAAACCUGACCGAGUGCUCGUGUGACCGGAGCCUUCGGAGCGGCGGCUCGGCCGACGAGGGCUGGCACUGGGGCGGCUGCUCGGACGACCUGCAGUACGGCAUCGCACUCAGCAGGAAGUUCGUCGACGCGAGCGACAGACCGGUGGAGGGGGAACUUGGGGCGGACAAGGAGGCGCGGACGACCAUGAUCCUGCACAAUAACGAGGCGGGUCGACAGGCUGUGUCCAAAUUGAUGUCCGUGAACUGCCGUUGUCACGGUGUGUCUGGCUCGUGUGCAGUGAAAACUUGUUGGAAAACCAUGUCUUCCUUUGACAAAAUUGGCCAAUUCCUUAAAGAGAAAUAUGAACACAGUGUCCAAAUCCUGGACAAGUCAAAGAAGAAGGUUCGUCGCAAAGACAAGGAGCAGCGGAAAGUGCCAGUGAACAGGGAGGACCUGGUGCACAUUAAAAAGUCACCCAAUUAUUGUGUGGAGGAUAAAAAGUUAGGCAUCCAUGGAACUCGGGGGCGUCAAUGUAACCGAACCUCUCCUGCUGCAGAUGGCUGUAACCUGCUGUGCUGUGGACGGGGAUAUAACACGCAUGUUGUCCGGCAUGUGGAGCGAUGUGACUGCAAAUUUGUGUGGUGCUGUUAUGUGCGCUGUCGGAGAUGUGAAACAAUGACUGAUGUACACACCUGCAAGUAGCUUCAAGGCAUCAAUAAAAAGUCAAAUAGAACAAGGGAAAAGCUUUGCACCAAAGAAGCAUGAGAUCUUAUUGGUUUUAAUGAACAAUUAACAUUAAACAAAUUUGAGCAAACUGUAAUAAAACAUUUGGAUGGUCAUGACCUUCAGUUGGGUAGAAAAUAUAUACAAUAAAUUUCAAUUCAUAUGAGCUCAACAUCAACGAGCAAAAGGAUAAGACCAUCACCACUUAAAAUAAUUGUUUGGUCUCUCAAAUUGUAGAAAAACUUCAAAUAAAAAUAGUCAAAAGAAAAAACUCAGAGGAACAGCACAAGUACUGGAAAUACUAUGGAGACGCAAGCACUGCAUAUACUGGAAUCUGGAGCAAAAAAACAAACUGCUGGAGGAACUCACUGGGUCAGGCAGCAUCUGUGGAGGCAGAGGGACAGUCGAUAGUUCUGAUGCAGGGCCUUGACCAGAAAGGUCAACUAUCCCACUGCCUCCACAGAUACUGCCUGACUUGUUGAGUUCCUCCUCUUUUUUUUUUAACUAGAAUACUAUAAUUAGAAGCAUUUUUAGCAGAAAUUGUAUAAAGUAUCAUUUUAACAUUCCAAAUUAAAUGCUUGAAAACUUUGUAUUUUUAUAUAAGUAUAGCAUAACUUAUAUAAAAUGGCUGCUGUACUUUGUUAAACCAUAGAAUAAAUUUAAAACUACGAAGAGGUAGCAUUGUCUGAAGUUGAAAUAUUAUAUUGACUUCUGGAAGAUAAAAUCUUCUAAAUUACUGAUCACUGAUGGAAAUGGAAACAUUGAGACACUGUAUUUCGGUUGCAUGGCAACAGUGUAUCUAAAACUAUUACUUACAAAGUAAAAUAAUUUAACUUACUAUGGUGUGUUCUAAAAGAAUAGUGGUUCAUACCUAUUGGAAAAUAUAUGUACAGAGAAUUUUA